Penicillium cataractarum is the source of this 1308-nucleotide messenger RNA. RefSeq lists its product as uncharacterized. The transcript is spliced from 4 exons. The coding region runs from base 1 to 1308 and encodes 435 amino acids. The record is from RefSeq and is a predicted model, not a curated record. Lineage: Eukaryota; Fungi; Ascomycota; Eurotiomycetes; Eurotiales; Aspergillaceae.
AUGUCUGAGCAGAAAAGACCUCACAUCGAACAAAAGCGCGCCACUGGACGGGCGAAAAGAUUAAGGACUGUACCUGCGGAUCCUGAGAGGCUUUUUCCAGAGCCUUACAAAAGAUACCCCCCUUCCGUUCCCCCUAUCACGGACCCCAAGAACGUGCCUGCGGGCUGGAAUGCAGAGGAUGACGAUAUAGAUGAAAGAGAUGUUGAAAAAUGGAUCCAGCGUUGUCACGACAGAAUUCAGGACGGCAUUAUGCCGCAGUGGUGGGAGAAAAAGCUGGAGGUGUACCAGGAAAUCAAGAAAACAAUUGAUUCGGUAAAGGAUUCCGAAAAGUCAGGCCUGAGUUUGGAAGCCGUUAUGCGUGUGAAGAAUCUCGAGCUCAUCGAGGAAUACCUCGAAGCCGAAGGGGACCCAUUUUCACAACUCGUCAAUAUCACUGCGCUCAUAAAAGGCUAUCGAGAUGGCACACUGACCUGGGAGGACGGAAGGGUCUCUUACUGGUCGAACGGAAAGUGCAUGCAUGGUCCCGUUGCCUUUGACAUGACCUUUGACGAUGCUAAAAAGUACAACCAGCUCUGUAAGGGGAAGUCAUUUUGGGUCGAAGGAAAUUCCCGACAGCUUGCUGAUUCAACAUUCAAGUUAAAUGGGCCUGGGGCAGUCCCCAUGCUUGCGUACAAUACCCCUGCAUGGAAAAGCAAAGGCCGUCCCAAAAGGAUGCUUCUUCAUCAUCACGAAAUUGAUUUCUACUUUCGAGUUCCUGGGGUAGGAAGUCAAAUUUCCAAUGUUGAUUACGGCCACCAAGCUACGCAUCGCAAGUUUAUGGAUGACACAGGGUCAUCUAUGCCAAUUGUAUUCCAGGACGACGUGGAGCGGAUCAUAUCCUAUGCAGGUGGAUCCAAGCCUCCUUUCUUGUGUUAUGUCCACUCAACGAAUGCGGAUCGGGGCACGUCAGUUAAUCCAACGUGUUUGAUUGAGUACAACAUCAGGUCGACACUUCCGAACCACGACUGGAUGCGACCUCCUAAUCACUGGGUCUCGGUACAGUCAAUCAUGAAGCCUCAUUAUUUCAACCCUGUAGUUGACUACAGACUGAGCGGCAUGUGGAUGCGGCGUAUUCUGUAUACUGCAACGGCCCCUGAUAAUCUAGGCCUGAUCUAUCUCGCCGAGAGUUUUGCCGCACUGAGAGACUCCCUGCCCCAAGCAGAUGUGCGAAAUGCAGUUCCGCAACCAGCUUACGGGCCAUCAGACCCGGAAACCGUCAACACAGCGCCAACAAUCUACGUUAGGAGGUUGAUGAACGUUCCACCAUAA